Messenger RNA from Pseudomassariella vexata, 1687 nucleotides. RefSeq lists its product as uncharacterized. The record is from RefSeq and is a predicted model, not a curated record. The coding region runs from base 361 to 1521 and encodes 386 amino acids. The transcript has 4 exons. Lineage: Eukaryota; Fungi; Ascomycota; Sordariomycetes; Amphisphaeriales; Pseudomassariaceae.
AAUGCGGCCCUGCAAAUCUGUAAUGUUGCACAGAAAAAACGACAUUCUGAAGGACGCCGCAAUCCGCUUGUUGGCAGCACUCCCAAAUAUUUCCUGGCUGAUACCAGCACCCAAUACUAUCGCGUUUGGCAUUGUGAUGAUGUAUUGAAAUACGAGAUUGUGACAGUGCCCGGGGAAACUCCUGUAUGAGUUCGACAAUUCGCACAUUCUCACUGCGACAUUCAAUUAUCGCCUCAGCACAUCCUGUAGUGACAAGGAGAGCAAUCGCCCUCACACUUUGAACCCGAGUUCUUGACUAAAGAAACAUAUUACGAUAUAUUUCCAAUAGAAUACGCUUUCGACCUUUUAGAGGCCGACAAGAUGAGCUCAGAGCCCUCGGGCAAGGAUCAUUUGCGCUUUUCGCCCAUCCACGCCGACGACCAUGCUGGGUACCUCUGGAUCAUCACCAUCUUGGCCACGAUUUACAGCUUUCUGGCGGCAAUCUUGAGGGUUCAUAUAAAAUGGGGCAAACACGGCAUCGACGACUACUUGCUCUUAUCCGCCACGGUUGUGAAACUAGCACAGUCAGCCGUCGUCUUCUACGGGUUAAACAAUGGUCUUGCCAAGUUCAACUCAAUCACCACUGAGUAUCAGUGGCAACUAUCUGGGAAGUCCUUCUUCGCUGUCGAGCUUCUUUCAAUACUGGCACUUUGCCUGGCCAAGUGUUCGGUUAUCGCCCUCAUGCUCCGUAUGUUUGCCAUCAAGAUGUGGAAAAAUUUACUUUGCGCUGUAUUAUUAUUCUUAGCUGCCGCAUGGGGAGUUGGAUCCAUCAUUGGGUUGGCAAUCAAUUGCAGUGCAGUGGAUAUCUUGACUGAUAACAACACUCAGUGCCCUCAGCAGUAUCUUCGUUGGAAAAUCAUCACAGCCAUCGACAUCAUCACCGAAUUACUGAUCUGCCUCCUCCCCAUCGCGCUGGUGUGGUCUCUUAACAUGUCCUUUAACCUGAAAUGUCAAGUUUUUACUGCGUUCAGCUUUCGAAUUCCCCUGAUCGUCGCCUCGGCGUUGCACCUAGCCUACUUUAAGAAGUACCCUACCUCCGCCGAGCCGCAGUUCGAUAUCACCAAUAGUCUCCUCAUUCAACAAGUUAUGCUGACGUGGUCCCUUAUUUCGGCCACUAUACCCAAUCUCAAAAGCUUUAUGAUGUCUUUCUCUAUGAUUCUGAGCUUUCAGAUAAAUAUGAGGACCGGCGACCAGAGCUCGAACAACACCUACACCUUGCGAUCGUUUCGGCGCGGUACCAAGGCAAAAACAACGUCCCGUAGCGACGGGACGUUGUCUAGUCGAGAGAGAAGUUUUCGGAAAGAUGACAAGGAUAGGGAUAAUCAGGAGCUUAAACUCAGACCGGAUGGGCUGGAGAACAUGGUAACAGUCGUCCACUCGAGUGAUACCACGGGACAUGAAAUUUACAUGACGAGGAAAGAUAGCCAGGAGUUGAUUAUCAAGCGGGAUGUGCAGUGGGAUGUGUGCCAUGAGCCAUGGUGAGAGAUAGCCGUCGCGUAUUUUUGGAACACUUUGGGUUUAGACUAUGCACACGAUCUCAUGUAUUUGUUGCUUCUCGGAGGAGUGGGAUCAUCCUAUUCCCGUCACUUGACGCGGUAUCUCAUUUUUUACUCUCUACCCGGCAUGGACCAUGGCUUGAAUCUUGUGA